This is a messenger RNA of Thyridium curvatum, 1521 nucleotides long. RefSeq lists its product as uncharacterized. The record is from RefSeq and is a predicted model, not a curated record. The coding region runs from base 1 to 1521 and encodes 506 amino acids. Lineage: Eukaryota; Fungi; Ascomycota; Sordariomycetes; Thyridiales; Thyridiaceae. The transcript is spliced from 2 exons.
AUGCGGCUCUCGACGACGACGAGAACACGGCUCAUCACCGCCACCAGCGCCGCCGCCCUGGCCUCGGGCGUGCUUGCAGCGGGUGAACCAGUGGUGAUGUUCCAGCCUCUAGCGCUAACUGUGAACAACCUCUGGCUGUCGGAUACAUUCGGCAGGAGUAUGGCCUGGGCGUUUGACCUAACCAGCCCGCAAGCACAAGUACGUGAGUACAGCGUCAUGACGGUAGCCAUCAGGAACGACACGGGCGCAGUGUUCGGCCGAGGUCAAUACCCGCCAGCGCAACGCGGCUCCGGCUCCUCGACCGCGCCCUCGAUCGGACCGACAGAGACGUCAGGCGUGGACCCCAACACCCAUAUGAACACAGAGUCGAGCAACGGCCGCAAGAACGGCCCCAUGGGCGCCAUGUUCCAUGAGAUGCCGGGCAACGAGCCAAUGGGCCCGGAGGAUGGUCUGAUGGAGAGACAAUCGCUGAACAGCGGUACUCGUACCAUCGAAGUCAUCGAGCCCCUUCGCGCCUUUCAACGAAACCCAGUGGUGCCCAACAGCAGCUCAACUUACACGGUCAUCAUCGCGGACGCGCCAAAGCUCGUCAACAGCCAGCUCCUGCACGUCGAGGUCCACUUCGAAGGCCCCAGCGGCGCGGCCGUCGGCACGAGCCCGCGGUUCGCCGUCGCACUGAACGCCGCCGACGCCAGCGCCAGGGGCCUGCCGGCGAGCCUCGCGCGCAACCAGGAUCCCUUCCCCACGGACUCGCUCGGACCGCUGCCCGGCAGCGCCGACACCAACAACCCCUCCGGCACGCCCCUCAGCGCGGCCCCGACGGCGACCGCCUCGCCGACGGGAGCGGAGCCCAGCCUCGGCGGCGCCGUCCCGGGCACCAACGACGACAACGGCACUGUCGGCAAGUCGCCCAACGGGCUGUCGACGGGCGCCAUCGCCGGCAUCGCCGUGGCCUGCGGCGUCGUGGGCCUCGGCCUCAUCGCGGGCCUGGUGUUCUGGCUCGUGCGGCGGCGCGGCCGCGGCGCGUCGCGCUCCAAGGACGCGCGGCCCUACGGCGGCGUCGGCGGCGGGCCCGGGUCGCGCACGCGGGAGCUCAUCGCCGAGAAGGAGGCGCAGUCGGGCGUGCGCGAGUCGUCGCCGCACAGCCCGCACUCGGACGUCGCGCUCACGGGGCCCACGGCCGCGCUGACGGCCGCGAACCUGCAGCAGCAGCAACAGCAACAGGACCGAUCGUACACGCCGUACAGCGACCAUGCCGUUGCCCCCGGGCCUCCAGAGGAUGUCACGCCCGCGGCCGCGGCCGCGACAGAGAGGCAUCACCAGCAGCAGAGCCGAGACCUGGACUCUGCGUCGUCGCCUCAUUCGCCGACGCUGCGACCGGUGAGCGGCGCCGACGGUACGGCUGGCCAGGCGCGAUAUGCGCACUUGAUCGAGGAGGGCAUGACGCCCCAGGAGAUCGCCCGGAUCGAGGAGGAGGAGCGGCAGCUGGAUGCCGCCAUCGAGCAGGCUGCGAGGCGGUAA